Messenger RNA from Drechmeria coniospora, 702 nucleotides. Its product is annotated as ubiquitin-conjugating enzyme. Lineage: Eukaryota; Fungi; Ascomycota; Sordariomycetes; Hypocreales; Ophiocordycipitaceae. Bases 1 to 702 code for a protein of 233 amino acids. The record is from RefSeq and is a predicted model, not a curated record. The transcript has a single exon.
AUGGGAAAUAGAUGGCACUAUGUCAUUACCGGACCCGAAGACACUCCCUACCAUGGGGGUCAAUAUUGGGGUACGCUCAUGUUUCCUCCGAACUACCCGUUCGCACCGCCGGCCAUUCGAAUGCACACCCCCUCUGGUCGCUUUCAACCAUCCACUCGACUCUGCCUCUCCAUUUCCGAUUUUCACCCCAAGUCGUUCAAUCCCGCCUGGGAGGUGUCGACCAUCCUCAUCGGCCUCCUCUCCUUCAUGACGAGCGACGAGAUGACGACGGGCUCCGUCUCGACGACGGCGACGGAGAGAAAAUAUCUCGCCUCGCGUUCUCGGUGGUGGAACUCGACCGGCGGCGGCUCACACGCCAAGAACCCGGCGCAGAAGGGCAACGUCAAGGCGGGCGACGGGGGGGCCAAGUUUCGCGGCGAGUGGCCCGAGGUUGACGCGGAGAACUGGGAAUGGAUCAAGAAGAACAAGCUUGAUCCGGCGACAGGAAACCGUUUGGACGGAGAGAACGGCUCAUCAUGCCGGCCUCAGCUCGGGAUAGCGAGCCCAAGCGGAAACCAAGCUCAAGCAGUCGUGGACGCUGUGGUGCAGCAGCGCGAUGCUGGCCGCGGCUGGAUAUACCGGAACAAGCUGCUUGUUGCUGGUGCCGCUAUUUUCAUUUACGUCCUCAUCGCAAGGUUGGUUCAUGGUGAUGGCUUGGCUUAG